AUGGACGAGCCGCCCUUCGCGGCCCUGGAGCGGGCGCUGGCCGAGCCCUGCGAGCUGGACGCCGCGCUGCUGACGGACAUCGAAGACAUGCUUCAGCUCCUCAGCAACCAGGAUGCCGACUUCCCCGGCCUGUUCGACCCGCCCUACGCGGGGGCCGGAGCGGCAGACCCCGCGCGCCCCGACACCGGCUCUCCGGGCAGCUCGUCCCCGCCGCAUGCCACCAUGAGCUCCCCACUCGAAGGCUUUCUGGGGGGGCCCCAGGCGGUGCCCCCACUGCUGCCCCCUCCCCAGCCUGCUCCCACACUGAAGAUGUACCCGUCCGGGCCCGCCUUCUCCCCCGGGCCUGGCAUCAAGGAGGAGCCGGUGCCGCUGACCAUCCUGCAGCCCCCCGCCCCACAGCCCCUGCCAGGGGCCCUCGAGCCCCAGAGCUUCCCGGCCUCGGCCCCGCAGCUCAGCUCGGGCCCGGGGCCCGGCUUCCCCACAGGGGCCCCUCCAGGGAGCACCCCGCAGCCACAGCCUGGCCCCCCAGGGGCCCCGCCGGUCUCCUUGCACACCCAGGUUCAGGGUGCAGCCCCCCAGCCACUGCUGACAGCCACAGCCCCCGGCACAGCGGCCCCCGGAGCUGCCUCCGUGGCCUCCCAGAUCCAGCAGGUCCCGGUCCUGCUGCAACCCCACUUCAUCAAGGCCGACUCGCUGCUGCUGACGACCGUGAAGGCCGACCUGGGCCCCCCCGGGAAGGCCGCGGGCAGCGGCUCCCUGGCCGCGGGCACCGCGGUGCAGACCGGGCCCUUGCAGACCCUAGUGAGUGGCGGGGCCAUCCUGGCGACGGUGCCGCUGGUCGUGGACGCCGACAAGCUGCCCAUCAGUCGGCUGGUGGCCAGCGGAAAGGCCCCGGGCGCGGCCCAGAGCCGCGGAGAGAAGCGGACGGCCCACAACGCCAUUGAGAAGCGCUACCGCUCCUCCAUCAACGACAAGAUCAUCGAGCUCAAGGACCUGGUGGUGGGCGCCGAGGCGAAGCUAAACAAGUCGGCCGUCCUGCGCAAGGCCAUCGACUACAUCCGCUUCCUGCAGCAGAGCAACCAGAGGCUCAAGCAGGAAAACUCCAGUCUGCGCGCUGCUGCGCAUAAGAGCAAGCCUCUGAGGGACCCGGUGCCGGCCUGUGGCGGGAGAGGAGACGCCGCCGUGCCCAUGGAGGGCAUAAAGCCCGAGGUGGACACGCUGAGCCCCCCGCCCUCGGACGCGGGCUCGCCCUCCCGGAGCAGCCCGCUGUCCCUCGGAGGCAAGGGCGGCGGCAGCGGCAGCGACUCGGAGCCCGACAGCCCCGUCUUCGAGGACAGCCAGGCGAAGCCGCCGCCCGCCCACAGCCGGGGCCUGCUGGACCGCUCCCGCCUGGCCCUGUGCACGCUCCUCUUCCUCUGUCUCUCCUACAACCCCCUGGCCUCCCUGCUGGGCAGCGGGGCUCUCCCCGGCCCCACAGGCGCCUCCGGCACCCACCCGGGCUCUGGGCGCAGCGUGCUGGGCACCGAGGACGGAGAGGGCGCCGGCUGGGCGCCGCGGCUGCUGCCCCCGCUGGUCUGGCUGACGAACGGGCUGCUGGUGCUGGGCUCGCUGGCGCUGCUCUUCGUCUACGGAGAGCCGGUCACGCGGCCCCACUCGGGCCCCGCCGUGCACUUCUGGAGGCACCGCAAGCAGGCUGACCUGGACCUGGCCAGGGGGGACUGCGCCCAGGCCGCCCAGCAGCUGCAGCUGGCCCUCCGGGCGCUGGGCCGGCCCCUGCCCACCUGCCCCCUGGACCUGGCCUGCAGCCUGCUCUGGAACCUCCUCCGCCACCUGCUGCAGCGGCUCUGGCUAGGCCGCUGGCUGGCAGGCCGGGCGGGCGGUCUGCACAGGGACGGUGCUUUGCAGGCAGAUGCCCGCGCCAGCGCCCGCGACGCAGCCCUGGUCUACCACCGGCUGCACCAGCUCCACGCCACGGGGAAGUACCCCGGCGGGCGCCUCACUGCUGCCAACCUGGCGCUCAGCGCCCUGAACCUGGCGGAGUGCGCGGGGGACGCCGUGCCCGCGGCCACGCUGGCGGACGUCUAUGUGGCUGCUGCCCUGACCGUCAAGACCCACCUCCCACGGGCCUCGCACUUUCUGACACGCUUCUUCCUGAGCAGUGCCCGCCAGGCCUGCCUGGCACAGGGCGGCUCAGUGCCCGGUGCCAUGCAGUGGCUCUGCCACCCAGUGGGUCACCGCUUCUUCAUGGAUGGAGACUGGGCCCUGUGCAGCCCCCCGAGGGAGAGCCUGUAUAGCUCGGUGGGGAACCCAGUGGACCCCCUGGCGCAGGUGGCCCAGCUGUUCCGAGAGCACCUCCUGGAGCAAGCCCUGCGCUGUGUGACCCAGCCCAGCCCCAGCCCUGCGUCAGCGGACGGGGACAGGGAGUUCUCGGAGGCCCUGGGCUACCUCCAGCUGCUGCACAGCUGCUCCGACGCGGCCGCGGCCCCAGCCCCGGCCUGCAGCCUCUCCGUGGGCUCCGGCGUGGCCGCCACCCCCGGCGCAGACCCCGUGGCCCAGUGGUGGGCCUCGCUGACGGCCGUGGUGACGCACUGGCUGCGGCGGGACGAGGAGGCGGCGGCGCGGCUGUACCCGCUGGUGGAGCGCCCGCCCCGCGCCCUGCAGGAGUCCGAGAGACCCCUGCCCAGGGCAGCUCUGCUCUCCUUCAAGGCGGCUCGGGCCCUGCUGGGCUGCAGGAAGGCCGACUCCAGCCCGGCCGGCCUGGCCAUCUGUGAGAAGGCCAGCGAGUGCCUGCAGGACAGCCUGGCCACCACCGCAGCCGGCAGCUCCAUGGACAAGGCCAUGCAGCUGCUCCUGUGCGACCUGCUCCUCGGGGCCCGCACCAGCCUGUGGCUGAGGCAGCAGCCUGCCGCGCAGGGGCCGGGCGGCGCCCCGGCCUCGGCCCUCGAGCUGCGCGGCUUCCAGCGGGACCUGAGCGGCCUGCGGCGCCUGGCGCAGAGCUUCCAGCCCGCCAUGCGCAGGGUGUUCCUGCACGAGGCCACGGCCCGGCUAAUGGCGGGGGCCAGCCCCACACGGACCCAGCAGCUCCUGGACCGCAGCCUGAGGAAAAGGGCGGGCGCCUGUGGCAAAGGCGGCGCGGCCGAGGCGGAGCUGCGCCCCCGGCGGGAGCACGCCGAGGCCCUGCUGCUGGCCUCCUGCUGCCUGCCGCCCUGCCUGCUGGCGGUGCCCGGGCAGCGCGUGGGCAUGCUGGCCGAGGCGGAGCGCAUGCUGGAGAAGCUCGGGGACCGCCGGCUGCUGCACGACUGCCAGCAGAUGCUCCUGCGCCUGGGCGGCGGCACCACCGUCACCUCCGGCUAG
Pipistrellus nathusii (Nathusius's pipistrelle) is the source of this 3354-nucleotide messenger RNA. The record is from the annotation of a GenBank genome assembly. Lineage: Eukaryota; Metazoa; Chordata; Mammalia; Chiroptera; Vespertilionidae.